This is a messenger RNA of Arabidopsis arenosa, 1196 nucleotides long. The record is from the annotation of a GenBank genome assembly. Lineage: Eukaryota; Viridiplantae; Streptophyta; Magnoliopsida; Brassicales; Brassicaceae.
CAAUAGGCCCGAUUCAGAGAUUAAUUCUGCGAUGAGCAAAAUCGGCGUUAUCCGAUCAGAUCGUUGAAUUGAAUCUUCGAGAAGACUCAAAAACUUUUCCAUUGAUUCAAUCACUCACCGGAGAAGAAGAAGAAGCUAUGCCGGUGUUUAAAGCUCCGUUCAAUGGCUACUCUGUGAAAUUCAGUCCAUUCUACGAGUCACGCCUCGCCGUCGCAACAGCUCAGAACUUCGGAAUUCUCGGAAACGGUCGAAUCCAUGUACUCGAGCUUGCUCCUGGAGCUCCCGGAGUAACCGAAUCCGUCGCGUACGAUACAGCAGACGCUGUAUACGACGUCUGUUGGUCAGAAUCUCAUGACUCUGUACUCAUCGCCGCAAUUGGUGACGGCUCAGUGAAGAUUUACGACACAGCUCUUCCUCCUCCUUCUAAUCCGAUUCGAUCAUUCCAAGAGCACGCGCGUGAGGUUCAAUCUUUGGAUUACAAUCCCACGCGCCGUGAUUCGUUUCUCACUUCUUCGUGGGAUGAUACCGUGAAGCUUUGGGCUAUGGAUCGUCCGGCGAGUGUUAGGACUUUUAAGGAGCAUGUUUAUUGCGUUUAUCAAGCGGUUUGGAAUCCUAAACAUGGUGAUGUGUUUGCUUCUGCUUCUGGAGAUUGUACUGUGAGGAUUUGGGAUGUUAGAGAACCUGGAUCAACUAUGAUCAUCCCUGGUCAUGAAUAUGAGAUUUUGUCUUGUGAUUGGAAUAAGUAUGAUGAUUGUAUUUUAGCUACUUCUUCAGUGGACAAGACGGUUAAGGUAUGGGACGUUAGGAGUUAUAGAGUUCCUUUGGCUGUGCUUAAUGGUCAUGGAUAUGCGGUGAGGAAAGUGAAAUUCUCGCCGCAUAGGAGGAGUUUGAUAGCUUCUUGUUCUUAUGAUAUGACUGUUUGUCUUUGGGAUUAUAUGGUGGAAGAUGCGUUGGUUGGUAGGUAUGAUCAUCAUACAGAGUUUGCGGUUGGGAUCGAUAUGAGUGUUCUUGUUGAAGGUUUAAUGGCGAGCACUGGUUGGGAUGAGCUUGUUUACGUUUGGCAGCAAGGGAUGGAUCCUAGAGCGAGUUGAUCAUUAGUAAGUUUGUGAUUGCAAAACAGUUUCCUCUUUAUUUGGUGUGGAAUUGGUUUGGUUUUGUCGAAACGAAUGUAGUUGGAAUAAAGUUGGGAUCUUGCU